AUGAAUUACAAUUUUUCAGGAAACCCAGAGCCAUAUCAAGAUCUGGAAGAGGAUGAAAGGAUGUUUCGGCAUCUUGCCGAGACUUAUGAACCAAUUCCAGAUCUAGAAAAUGGAAAUAACGACUUUCCACCUUUUGAGCGCUUUCUGUACGACCCCUCUGUAGCACCCAGGCUUGAGUAUAACGACGAGGCUCAGCAAUCCCAAGACCCCGGACUUGGACCCAACAUCAAUCGGUUUUGGGGAAAUAUUGGAGACCCCGCGAACUGGGCGGGCCCACGCGAACCCGAAGUGGUUCAAAUUACUCAAUAUGCACCACUUGUUUCACCGUCUCCACUACUUCGUUUACGAUCUUCGCCACUUCAUUCACCGUCGUCGCCAUCUCUUUCCCCAUCUUCAUCACUCCUUUCGGCAUCUUCAUCACAUCAUUCAGCAUCUUCAUUACAUCAUUCGCCAUCUUCGCCACUCCGUUCAUCAUCUUCACCACUCCAUUCACCCUCUUCAUCACUCCGUUCACCAUCUUCACCAGCACGUUCAACGUCUUCAUCAAUACGUUCACCAUUUUCAUCGGAGCGUAGAACGAUUAAGGGGUAUUCGAAUCGGGGGGUAAAUUGGAACCCGGAUGAUAUCCCUGCCGGGGCGUAUUACGACCCUUACCGUAUCGGCCGUGAACGUGUACCUCCACCACGUUCACCUUCAUCGUCAUCUUCACCCCCGCCUCUAUCUAGCUAUCUAGUUGAACCCACUCCGGAGAAUUCCGAUGAAGAAACAGGAUUAGAAAACAACUCCGGGGAUUUUGGCGAGGAAUAUCAGAAUGAAAGUGACAUUGAUAUUCCAAAUAUAAAAGUUGGGGUGAAUUAUGAAAACCAAAGCGAUGUGGAGAGGCCUGUAAAGCGCACGGCUCGAAAAUCGGUCCCAGUCCAAAGCUCCAAGCCGGGGAGGAGCGGAGGCAGGCUUACAUACACACUCCAGGAAAAAAACUUCUUAAUCUGGGCUGUCGGUUGCCCAUCUGAUAGCCCUACACUAAAAUUUACAUCAUUCCGCGGGGGGGUAGAAAGAGUGGACUGGCCCCAGAUAUCAAAAGCCCUUGAUUUGUGGAUGCAAGAAAGGUACCCGGAGCUACAAACACCAACCCGCAAACCCGCAACUCUUCAGGAACAGUGGUCAAGGCCCGAGCAGGUACCGCGAGGGAGGCCUAAAAAAGUUAUCAGAGUUAAGGAAUGUUGGGAGGCGCUUACCAACCCGAGUAUCCUAAAUAGUACAGCCACGCCGUGGGAUGACACAAACGAACUUAAACAAGACCGUCAGAGAAUGGAUAAAUGGUAUAAAAAGAAUUUCUAA
Orbilia oligospora ATCC 24927 is the source of this 1338-nucleotide messenger RNA. RefSeq lists its product as uncharacterized. NCBI's taxonomy places the organism in Eukaryota, Fungi, Ascomycota, Orbiliomycetes, Orbiliales, Orbiliaceae. The record is from RefSeq and is a predicted model, not a curated record. The transcript is spliced from 6 exons. The coding region runs from base 1 to 1338 and encodes 445 amino acids.